Molecule: messenger RNA, 7785 nt
Organism: Haplochromis burtoni (Burton's mouthbrooder)
Lineage: Eukaryota; Metazoa; Chordata; Actinopteri; Cichliformes; Cichlidae
Gene: add3a
Product: adducin 3 (gamma) a
Exons: 16
Coding region: 4627-6717 (696 amino acids)
Biological process (GO): barbed-end actin filament capping
Cellular component (GO): postsynaptic density; plasma membrane; cytoskeleton
Molecular function (GO): actin filament binding
Source: RefSeq, a predicted model, not a curated record
CCGAAAUUAAUUUACAAUGUGGGACAGAUUUUAAAAUAAAAUAAAAUAAGAGGUUGUUUUUAUUGAAUAUUUUUGUUACUGAAUCUGGCAGCUGGCAGUGGAAAUGUGCCGUGGAGUGGGUGUUGUAAGUAACGAUGUUUGGCAGUGAUUUGUGUUUGUCUGAAUCUCUCCCUUCGUGUCGCCGUUUAAGUCCGACUUGAAGGCUGGGCCUCUCAGUCCUUUCAGUUAUGGCUGAGAUCUGCUUCAUGUCAAAACUGCUCCCUCUGGACCGCACCGGGAGAUGGAAUUAAAUUGUAAUAUUUUCCAGCAUAAUUACAUUUUGUGGGUGUUUUUGCUAUAGCUCACAUUUUUUUUUGACAACAUGUUAAAGUAAUUUAACAUGUUGCGUAAUUUCUUCGCAUGGUAGUAGUAUGUGUUUAACCCAUCUGGUCUGUUAACAGCAUAGCUUUAGUGCUAUUCUAAGAAGUCGAUUAAACUGAGGGUCACGCUGUGGAGUUCAAGCCCCCGUCAAAAUAUAUCUUUUGACCGUAAUAUGCACCUCCUGACCUUGUGCCAGACGCGGACUCAUUAGUGAGUCACCAUGUUUACUCCUGUCACAUGAUGUUGCAGUCAACCCAGGGAACUAAACGGAGCCCCCCUCCCCCAGUCCCUCCCCCACAUAGACCAAGAGUCUCCACACCUCAUUCAGGGGGAGAAGGUCGUCUCAGGACACGGUUCAUCUGAGUCUGUGAACAAACAAGGAAAAAAAAUACAUCUGGGUGAUUAAUAAAGCCUGGGGCCUAUUUGUCAGGUUUAAUUACAACAGUUAUAAGACAAGUAAUAUUUUACUAAUGAAUAAUUUAUUAAAGGGUGCCGACCGUAUAUGGCUAAAUGAGAAGAAACUUCAUUGGCUUCUUAGGAGAUUAUUUUAUGUUACGCGAUUAUGCUGCUGACACUUGUAACAGCCCUUUCUAUGCUUCAUUUUCUUGCCUGUGAAAACAGUCAUAAACACACAUUAUUUUCCACUGUAGAUGGCAGCUUUCUGCAUUAAUUACCCGAGUCGUUUGACAACACACACCUCAUAUUUUGCUACGGCAAACACAAUAAAUCCCUGUAAUAGUCACUGCUUUGCUUUUUCUCAGCCAUGCUUUAUUUCUAAUGUUGGACACAAGCCAGUAGACCACUGCAGACUCUGCAGGUGAAUCCUUGCACUUCCUUUGGGUAUUUCAAGGGAUUUAAGCUUGCGUCAGCACUUGCGUUGCUUUGGUAUCCUCUUGGGUGUGCAGGGAGUAGAAUAGGUUCAUUUACUCAAGUUAAAUUCUGGGGAGAGAGGUUCACUUCUUUUUCCUUCUCUCUUUUUCUAGGCGUUUAAUCUGAUUUAUAUCCAUACUUUGCAUUCUUUUCAAACGAGUACAUUCUUAUUACAUUCAAAUAAUUUCUUUGUGAUGCUUUAGUUAUGCCAGUAGUUUGCACAGCCCUUGGCCAAAACUGUGUUGUUUUCGAUGAGGAAAUGCUGCAUGCUAGUCACAUGUAGCAGUGGAAAGAACUGCUGAUCAUAUCCAAGAAUCAUUUAUUGUGGCUCAAGAUGGAACAAAUGGCAAAUAUGGCAUUCCAGUGCAAUGUCAGCAGUGUUCUCAAAUGCAAAAUAGUGGUCCAGAUGAGAGAGGAUGAAAAAUCCUGAGAGUAAAAGCUUAAGAAUACUGGCGGUGGACCUUUUUGAUUUUGAUGUUGGCAGGAAAAAAUGGUGCCUAUUUACUUCGAUACCAUCAGCAGGUUUGUGACAAAAUUGUUAGUAGGAGGAGAGUACUGUCUGUUUCCUCUUUCUCUGCUUAUCAAACAGUUGCUGUUAAUGAGCUUCACAUGUACUGUGACAAAGUGAGCUAUACUUUGUUUCUCCCUUUUCCUUUAAAUGUAGAUGGAGCCCUUGAAAUGUGUCUCAUCUAUGCUCAGUCAGUGAGGACAUUCAUGUAAACGCGCAUAGCUGUCUGGUGGUCGAGUCUGCAGUUCUGAGCUGAGGAAUAUUAUGUGCUAAAUCAGGAUUAAUGGAGUGAUACUGACAGCCAAGCAAUGUAGCGUAGGUCAGUUUAUAUGCACAGAUGACAGGUGUGCAAACACAGAUACACACCAGCCUAGAUUUACACCUUUAUUGCCAUGUUAGAGCCGUUCAUGCUCCCGCUGUGUUGUUUAUUUUGGUGCGGGUAUGUCCAGUGAGAAGGUUGUGGUGCUGGAUGUGUGGCUUAUUGUGAGAAACAUGUAGUUUUAACAAAUACAUGUAUGAGGCGUUCAUUGCAGAGAAAUGAAUGCUGAAGAUGUUUCUGCCACAUGAACCAGUUUAAACACACUACUCCUUAAAAAUAGUUUCCAGUGUGGGGAUUCACUGCUUUCAGCCACGAGCGAUUGAUCCGCUCGUCCGAGGCAGUUUGACAAACGUAAAACCACAGUCACCGCACAGACCAGCAGAGCAAGCAGGGAAUCCCUGCCACAGAGACUGACAGCUGCAUAUACAGUAGCUUGCUGGGGCUGUUUCUCCCAUAAAUCCCAUACUCUCUGCUCGAAUAAUUGAUUUCAAAUUGAUUUAUAGGCUCAACUGGCUCAUUUGCUUCUUGUGCUGGUGUGGACUUGUAUUUUUGUUUCCUAUAAUUAUUGCCUCCUUGGUUUGCCAGCAAUAAGGCCAAGGUUUUACCCUCCAAAUGGAAGCAUUUUCCACAGAAGCACCAAUUAAAUAUUCAUUUGGAUUUGUUUGUUUCUCUGACAAACCAUAAAUUAGACACCCCAACAAUUUCCUAUACAUGAUGGAAGUUGGAAUGUUACACGAGGCCCAUUUUAGCAUUGCUGUGCAGUCCUUAGAAUACGUCUCAUGCAUGAUGCUUUUCCACAUCUUAAUAAUGAAAAUCUUGAAAGGGGACCGAUUAUGCGUUUCCUGAUUUUAUGUCAUAUGAUCACUUUUAACCAUUUAAGUGCAAAUAAUCCCCAUGACCCCAAAACUCAGGUUUUAGACUGCCUUAAGUGCACUUUAUGAUGUGACUGAGCGGCUUUCACAAAUAUGGCCAACGUGGCUCGCCAACCGGCCAGUCAAACUUUCUGAGGAGUAACCAUUUAAGAGGAAGUUAAAUGGAUACUAUUAUACUUCUAUUAACUCAUUGCUGUAGGCGCGUCAUGACGUCAAACUCUUCUAAAACCAUAUCAUAUCCUAAAGUGCACAUCCUUAGAAAUGUAUCUACACGUUGCAGUCAUUGCCACCUGCGCAGGUAUUCAUGUUUUGCAAUGGAAUCUUCAACUUGUAUAGUCUACUUUGUCGACUCUGUAUGGAUUAACCAUAGAAGUACAACUGAAACAAUAAAGUGAGGAGAUAAAUGUUUUUGAUAAAGAACAGUUCAGUGUUUUGAACUGUCAAUCAUGCAAAGCUAAAAUAAUUGCGAUGAAAAGGAGCAUAAUGGUUCCGUUUUAAAGAUCUGUUGUGUGCAGUACACGGGAAUGCAAGUGCUCAGUGCAACAGGUUCUUCACAGUCACGGAAGUCAGGAUAGUGUGAAGGUUAAGAUGAGUCCUCAUUUGCAUGGAUAACCCUGCCAGGGUGAAGUCAGAACAUGAGCGGUGCGGGCGCAGUACUUGUUGUUGUUGUUAACAUCUCUCUCUGUCUGUGUUCGUCAUCAUUAAAUAUUAAGGCUUUUACUUGCUAUCCAACUAUUCAUUUAAAAGCCAAGGACCGAUUUGGCACAUCAUUGUAUUUCUAAACUAAAAAGCCAUUUCUAGAUGGCAGCUCCUCCCUCCUUUCUUUAUAUGAUCAAACGCUCCUCCAAACUCUUUUGUGUCAAAGGAGAUUCCUCACAUGAGGAGGCAGUUGAGCUGCUAUCUGAGCAAGUGCUGAAUGUCAUCAGGAGGAUUAAUGAGGAGGGAGGGACUGUGUAGUGCAGGAAGGGGGAAGAUUUGGCAACACUGGAAGUAUAGGAGAGUCAUUUGUGAAUUAAAAAAUAAAUACAAAUUAGUGUUUUAAUAAGUUUCAAGGAAGUUAAAUGGGGACUGGGAGGAGGAAAAAUGGAAGGAGCGAGCUUAAUUUAUUGCACAACCAUCUAAAGUAUCCGUCUUAUGCAUUACUCACUUUGUUAUCAAGUUCCAGUCUAUACAAAUGUUUGAAAGAAGGAAUGGCUAAAAAAACACCUUUUGGAGGUCUUGGACCUUUUUCACAAAAGAUCUCUGAAGCACCCCUGGGGGCGAAUGACCCUGUCAUCUCACCCCUCCCCCCUUCCACAUUCAACCCCUCCGUCACUAUCAGCCUCCUGCUGAAUUCACAGAGCCCCCUUCUCUCUUCAUGCUGGCCAGUCCUCUGCAGCUCCUGCAGCAGAUGCGUCGUAUUUUCUGCCAGAUGUACCAGAGUGCGUCCUGCUUAAGUAGGGAAGAAAGAGCAACUCCAGGAAGGGGGGGGGAAAGAUGCUGUAGGAGGAGCGUGAAAGAAAGCGGGCAGACGACGCAACAGUUUUACACUGCAUUCGGCUUCAAUGGGAGAGGCGUGUUAGAGAGAGGGAGAGCAGUAGCGGCAGCACACUCGCUGUAGCGCAGGUGGAUCGCAGCUGUCUGAAGAGAAAGAUUUGGCGGCAGCAGGUGACAGUCAGAGUGGCAGCUGUAGAGCAAGCAAGUGAGGUGAAACAGGCAUGAGUGCGGACAGCCAUCAGGGGGUGGUGACCACCCCUCCUCCGCCUGGUGGAGGUACUAAGGAGCGCUACUUCGACCGUGUCGACGUGAAUGAUCCGGAGUACAUCAGGGCCAGGAACAUGUCUCCCGACCUCCGACAGGACUUCAACGUUUUGGAGCAGAAGAAACGUGUCACACAGAUACUACAGAGCCCCGCUUUCAAGGAGGAAUUGGAGAGCCUGAUCCAAGAGCAGCAACGGAAGGGGAACAACCCCACUGGCCUGCUGGCCCUCAGGCAGAUCGCAGACUUCUUUAUGGCCAGCACAGUUGCCGGUUUCAACACUUCCCCCCUCAGCCUGGGGAUGGUCACUCCCAUCAACGACUUGUACGGAGUGGAAUCCACCACGAUGGUGAAAGGCGAGAAGCUGACACGUUGUAAACUGGCCAGCCUCUACAGACUGGUGGACCUGUUCAGCUGGGCACACUUCGCCAACUCCUACAUCACAGGUCGAGUCAGUAAAGAGCAAGACCACAUCCUGAUCAUCCCCAGAGGACUCUCAUUUGCUGAGGCAUCUGCUUCAAACCUGGUGAAAGUCAACAUCAUCGGGGAUGUGAUCGACCAGGGCUCCACCAACCUGAGGAUCGACCCCGCAGGUUUCAGCCCCCAUGCUGCCAUCUACUCCAUGCGUCCAGACAUCCGCUGCAUCAUACACGUGCACACUCCUGCCACAGCAGCUGUGUCAUCUAUGAAGUGUGGUAUCCUGCCCAUUUCCCAAGAGGCGCUGAUCUUGGGUGAUAUUGCCUACUACAACUACCAGGGCAGUCUGGAUGAGCAGGAUGAGCGCAUAGAGCUACAGAAGGCCCUGGGGCCAACAACAAAGGUUUUGGUGCUGAGGAAUCACGGCGUGGUUGCUCUCGGGGAGACCAUCGAAGAGGCCUUUCACUACAUCUACAGCGCUCAGUAUGCCUGUGAAAUCCAGGUUAAUGCCAUUUCUUGUGCUGGAGGUGUGGACAACCUUAUAGUGCUGGACCAGGAGAAGUACAAAUCACGAGUGUUCGCCGUCGCCUCGGCGGGUGCUAUCAACAUGGCUGGGCAAUACAAGUGGAAAAUCGGUGAGCUGGAGUUUGAGUCUCUGAUGAGGAUGCUGGAUAAUCUGGGCUACAGGACAGGCUAUGCAUACCGGCACCCCAUCAUCCGGGAGAAGCCGAGGCACAAGAGCGACGUCGAGAUCCCCGCCACGGUUACAGCGUUCAUGUUCGAAGAGGACGCGGAUAGUGGUGCAACACGGCUGCCCUUCAAGUUUCUCCAGCAGCGGCAGCAGAGGGAGAAGACACGCUGGCUCAAUUCACCCAACAGCUACACCAAGGUCAGCGUAGAAGGUGGAGAGGAGCGCUACAACAGCCGGACAACCACGUGGAUGAAGGCAGAUGACCCAGGAACCCCAAUUCGUAUCGAGGAUCCCAAUCAGUUUGUCCCUCUCAACACAGAUCCCACUGAAGUGCUGGCGAAGAGGAACAAAAUCAGAGAGCAGAACCGGCUUGAUGUGAUGUCAUCAGGGCCGCGGUCUCAGCACCUCGCAGGCAUCCCUGUCGAUGAACCGCGAAAGGAUCUGGUGCAGAUAAACGUUCUGGUAAAUACCAACCCAUACGUGCCCACAGAGGAAGAGCAGAUGGCUCCCCUGCCUCCCAACCCUUUCAGUGAGUUGUCAGAGAAGGCGCUGGAAGAGUAUCGCAAGAACGUGGAGAGAAGGCAACUGGGCCUCAGCGAUGGCGAGCACGAGCUAACCUCUGACGAUGGCUCCACUCUCUCUCAGUCUCUGUCUGUCACCCAGUCCCCGCAAAGCACUUCAGCUAAAGAAGAGAACCACACAGGACUGAUGAACGGUAAAAACGACCACGGGGACGUGGACGAGGAGCUGUCAAAGCGCGUGAGCCAGCUGACCACCAGCGUCGAGAGCGUGGAGAUCACCGUGCGCUCCGGGGAGAAAAUCGAAGAGGCCCUGUCCCCCGAGAGCUCGCCCUCCAAGUCGCCCAACACCAAGAAGAAGAAGAAGUUCCGCACCCCAUCCUUCCUGAAGAAAAACAAAAAGAAAGAGAAGACUGAGGCCUGAGAGCGAGCAGGCAGCAGGGGGCGAGGCAGACGGGGAGAUCAUCUGCAUAGAAGAAUGAGGGGCAAGCAAACCCCCGUUUUCUGUUUUAAUAAUGUCUGUUUUUAUUUUGUUUUAAAUGUCCUUUUAUGUUUUUAAUUUUAUUUGUUUUUUAACAAAAGGUUUUAUGUGCAAAAGGCAGAGGAAACGAAUUAACAAAAAUCUGUUUGUAAUAAAAAAGAGACGUUUUCUCCUUCUGCAAAAAGACAAGAAAGCUUAGGGGUUUGGGGCGGGCAAGUGAGGCCACAGAUUAAAACUGCAACAGAUGUGGGGUGCCUAGAGCUGGUAGGGGGGGUGUCUGCACACCUGACCUCCUGUGCAGGGCUUUAACGGGGCUCCUUGGAAGUGUCAUUGAAGGCCGGUUUAGAUCCUGAGUUUUUGGCUACUCCUGUGAUUAUUCCCGGGUUGAAAAAUGGAACGUGAAACCACGUUGUUUUUUUUUUGCUUCAAAUAAUUGGAAUGCAGCCCGAGUGUUGUAAAACUGCACACGUUUAAAAGAAACGCUUUUUUUUUUUCCCUUUUUAGGCCUUUCCGGCCUUUUUCCUUCUUUUUUUUUUUUUUUUUUAAUUUUUUUUUUUAUAUCCCGGUCACCUGACUCUGCAUACGGAACAGCGAGACCACAUAAAAUUUCAAGUCACACUGGAAAACUGGUCUCAGAGGGAAAAAGAAAACAGCCACAGGGUUUGUGUUGAUUUAUUUACUGUGAGAGAGGAUCUCUCACGCUCUUCAGGCUACUGUAGGCACAGGCUUCUGACAAAAACCUUCUUUUCAGCUUGUUGUGGUUGAACUACAGAUGAGUUUUAAGAGUAGAGACAGUGAGGCUGACAGUCUAUCACAACUGUUAUCUGAGAGAGAAUAUUUAUGUAGCAUUUUUUUUUCAUCUUGUCCUUUUCAUCUCAGUGUUUGUUGGGUUUUUUUGCCAAAUUAAUGGGAGAAUGGGAGGAAAAAACAAUCUCAUCUUAAGCAAGCAUCUCUAUUUCUAGUUUGUCAUCUCAUUUUUACUGAACACAAAUUUGGUAUUAGUUGACUGUU